AUGGCUGCCAUGACGGUCUUGCUCGUGGCUGCUGUUUUGUCUCCGGGACUGGCGAUCUUACGAGAGGACGUCUUGCAGAUGGUCGGAGACUACUUCGAGUACAUCCGAGCGAGACAAGUGACCCUGUUAACCUGUUCAACUCUAGAUGCCCACAAGUUAGGGCGGCGUCUGGGGGGAGCACGCACGUGGGUGUUCGCCCCGGGGCCCAGCCAGGGGGCAGCUGCCGUGGAGGCGGCAGCCCGCCAGGACUACCACAAGUGCGGCUUGUUCCUCGACCUGGACUGUCCCGAGGGCGAGCGCGCCUUGCAGCUGGCCUCGGACCGCCGCCUGCUGAACGGGAGCUACCACUGGCUGGUGUGGUCGGCUGGGACGAGCUUGAGGGAGUCCGAGCUGGAUCUCGAGCUGCGAGUGGACAGCGAGCUGGUGUGGGCGAGCCCUGACGGAGAGGAUGGUAUGCUGCUGCACGAGGUGUACCGCGUGGGAACCGGCACGCCCCUUGUGCACGCCACGGCGGGGAGCUGGGCCAAGCCUGGGGGUUUGCGCCUCCAGCCCUUCACCUACAAGUACCUCCAACGGCGGGACCUCGCAGGCGUACGGCUGCGUACCGGCAUCACGGUGAGUCCCCCGCAGUGGAUCAACGCACCUCUGGAGAAUCCAAAAGUUAACUUGUUGAAGUUGGAGAACCGGCAGCUGGAUGCAAUGGCCACCUACAACUAUGGCCUGUACAUCAUGCUCCAACAGCAAUUCAACUUCACCAUGGACCUGGUGGUGACGGACAAGUUCGGGUUCGUGGUGGAAGACGGAAACUACGACGGCCUCACUCGGCUGAUCGGAGAGCAGCAGGUGGACACGGCCAUCUCGACGCUGCUGAUGAACCGGCCGCGCAUGGACUACGUCGACUACAGCACCGGCUACGGCUGGGAGUUCCACAUCUGCGCCAUCUUCCGGCACCCGUCAGAGUCGGGUGGCACGGACGCCCUUGUCAAGCCUUUCUCGGGCAGCACGUGGCUGUGCACGUUCCUCAUGUGGUUCGUGAUAGCCGCCUUCCUGAAGGUGUUGGCGUGGGUGCAACCACACUAUGCUGAUGUGACAGGCGAGGAUGCUGAGGAGAUACCCUCGUGGAGCGACCUCAUGCUUCUUGUCGUCGGCAUUGUCGGCGAGCAAGGUACUUGGCUGGACUCGAAGUGGUUCACCUGGAGGUUUGUGUUCUUCUUGAUGCUGCUACUGACUGUUCUCCUCAACACAUUCUAUGCCGCCAUCGUGGUGUCUACCCUGCUAAACCAGCAGGCACAGACCAUCAACACUGCCAAGGAUCUCAUUGACAGUCACCUGCAUUUCGGGGCCGAAGACAUCAUCUACAACAGACCUUAUUUCGAGGUGGUUCUGAAAGAAAAUUUUGCAUUCCACACAGAAGCAGUUAGAGCUUAUCCUGUUAUUGAGAGCAUGUUCCCGGAUGAGAAGAAAUGUGCUCUAAAGGAGAUAGAGUUAUUCCCUGUGGAGAUGGGCUUCUUUGCAUUUCCCUUCAUGUCUCCCUACAAGAAGAUGUUCACUUAUGGAAUGCGCAAGAUUGCAGAGACUGGCCUGUGGCAGCACCAGAACCACGAGUGGCGUCCCUCCAAACCCACUUGUGCUUCUACGGGUGCCGAGGUCAUCAGUGUCGACUUGUCGUCACUCACUCCGGCGUUCGGUCUGCUGGCGAUCGGCUGUGCACUUUCCAUGGUUGUGCUGGUGCUGGAGAACCUUCACGCCAAGUUUCACCAUCAGAAAUUCUCUGGGAACACAUUCUGA
This is a messenger RNA of Bacillus rossius redtenbacheri, 1788 nucleotides long. RefSeq names its product glutamate receptor ionotropic, delta-2-like. Gene Ontology annotation, cellular component: membrane. The coding region runs from base 1 to 1788 and encodes 595 amino acids. Gene Ontology annotation, molecular function: ligand-gated monoatomic ion channel activity. Lineage: Eukaryota; Metazoa; Arthropoda; Insecta; Phasmatodea; Bacillidae. The transcript is spliced from 9 exons. The record is from RefSeq and is a predicted model, not a curated record.